CUCCCGUUAUCCAGUAUUCCUCUGGUCGGUGUUAAUGAAUUAUGCUUUUUACUCUUAUUCUUCUUGCUCUAGCUCUUACUUCCUCAGUCAAGACCAAUACAGACUGCAAAUGUUUCCCCGGCGACGAUUGCUGGCCGUCUCUGUCAGAAUGGUCCGCCUUAAACACAACAGUGGAUGGCCGUCUGAUAGCGACUGUUCCCAUUGGGACGCCGUGCCAUAGUCCCGACUACAAUGCGACCGAGUGUGCAUAUCUACGGUCAGAGUGGUUAUUACCUACUAUUCAUUACAAUUCCUCUUCUUCUGUCAUGGCCCCCCUCUUUGCCAAUGAUAGCUGUGACCCAUGGCAACCCAUCUCCCGACCGUGUCGACUAGGUAAUUAUGUCCAGUAUGCGGUGAAUGCUUCUGGUCCUGGCGAUGUGACUGCUGCCCUUCAGUUCGCCACGAAACACAAUAUCCGUUUUGUGAUUCGUAAUACAGGACACGAUUAUAACGGCCGGUCGACCGGUGCGGGAGCUCUCUCCGUCUGGACGCAUCAUUUAAAAGAGACCGAAGUUCUCUCCUGGUCUGAUGGGGGCUAUUACACCGGUCCGGCAAUGAAGUUCGGGGCCGGUGUACAGGGCUUUGAUGCACUCAAGGCAGCGUACGAUGCUGGCUUCUCCGUUCUGACGGGCGAGUGUCCCAGUGUGGGUAUUGUGGGUGGUUAUGUGCAGGGUGGAGGCCAUUCGGCUCUCAGUACAAUAUAUGGGCUGGCAGCGGAUAACACACUGUCAUUUGAGGUGGUACUCCCCAAUGGCACCCUUAUAACUGCGUCCCGUGAAAGGAAUGUCGAUCUCUUCUGGGCUUUGAGUGGUGGAGGGCCUGGCAACUACGGCGUGGUUCUCUCAAUGACAACCAAGGUAUUCCCCGAUGCGACUGUUAGUGGAGCCGAGUUCACCAUUACCGCUCCGAACAGUGAUACCGAUGCAAUGUAUGCCGUGGUGGAUGCGUUUCAUGACGCCCUCCCUGGAAUUGUUGACCAGGGGGUGAUGAUCAUCUAUUACUUUGGAGCCGGGUAUAUCAAAAGCCCUGCGAUUACGGUCUAUAAUAAGACUGCUGGCGAAGUGGCUGCUAUUUUACAGCCCUUUAUCGAUUCAGUGGCCUCACUAGGGAUUGAGGUGAAGCCCAACUAUACUCAAUUCUCCAGCUACUACGACCAUUACAAUCACUACUGGGGUCCGUUACCGGAGGGAAACAUUCAGGUCGGGGUUAGUCUCUUUGGCGGCCGGUUGAUCCCCCGAUCUGCGAUAGCUGGCUUCAGUAGCAUUUCUCGUGCGAUGAUUGAUCUCGGGGUCACAUUCAUUGGCGUUGGGCUUGACGUCUCCCGGUUCGGCGGCGAUAAUGCUGUCCUCCCCGCCUGGCGAGACGCAAUCGUCUCCGCCUCCCUAACAUAUGAUUACAGCUUCACUCUCCCUUUUGCAGAUAUGUGGGAGCGGCAGGAUAAUAUCACUCGCAUUGUACAGCCACUUAUUGAAGCCGCCACCCCAGGUUCGGGUGCGUAUAUGAAUGAGGCAGACUUUCAGCAGCCGGAUUUUCAGCAGGUAUUUUAUGGAGACAAUUAUCCGGACCUGCUGGCGAUUAAGAAGAAAUAUGACCCGCAGGGCCUACUUUAUGGCAUAACAGCAGUGGGAAGUGAAGAGUGGGUGGUCCAUCAGGAUGGACGGAUGUGUAGAUCAUAAGCUACAUAUAGAAGAUCAUCUGAACUGUAUUCUCUCCAUAAAACAGGCGAGCCUGAGAUGAAGGUAUUCGGUCAAAGGUUACAGGGGAUUGCAAGGAGAUCGCAAGUCGUUCAUUGCUAGCUAUUCCUAGCCAAACUUUCAAUCCGUUCAAUAACAAGACUUUCCGC
Penicilliopsis zonata CBS 506.65 is the source of this 1882-nucleotide messenger RNA. RefSeq lists its product as hypothetical. Lineage: Eukaryota; Fungi; Ascomycota; Eurotiomycetes; Eurotiales; Aspergillaceae. Gene Ontology annotation, molecular function: FAD binding; oxidoreductase activity. The coding region runs from base 42 to 1715 and encodes 557 amino acids. The transcript has 2 exons. The record is from RefSeq and is a predicted model, not a curated record.